Molecule: messenger RNA, 1420 nt
Organism: Mustela erminea (ermine)
Lineage: Eukaryota; Metazoa; Chordata; Mammalia; Carnivora; Mustelidae
Gene: RPL3L
Product: ribosomal protein L3 like
Exons: 10
Coding region: 16-1377 (453 amino acids)
Biological process (GO): translation; ribosomal large subunit assembly
Cellular component (GO): cytosolic large ribosomal subunit; ribosome
Molecular function (GO): structural constituent of ribosome; RNA binding
Source: RefSeq, a predicted model, not a curated record
CUGGCACCGGAGCCCAUGUCCGCCACGGGACAUGACCAAGCUCCCUUGCCAGGGGCUAAAUCUGGGAGCUGGCUGGCCACUCGGCCCUGCCACUUGGCCUCCGGCGCCUGUCGGGAGGCCCCUUCCCUUCCUGACCUACAGGGACCCACAGCCAUGUCCCACCGGAAGUUCUCCGCCCCUCGGCACGGACACCUGGGCUUCCUGCCCCACAAGAGGAGCCACCGGCACCGGGGCAAGGUGAAGACUUGGCCCCGGGACGACCCCAGCCGGCCGGUGCACCUCACGGCUUUCCUGGGCUACAAGGCGGGCAUGACACACACCGUCCGGGAGGUGCACAGGCCCGGGCUCAAAAUUUCCAAGCGGGAGGAAGUGGAGGCAGUGACCAUCGUGGAGACGCCCCCUCUGGUGGUGGUAGGUGUGGUCGGCUACGUAGCUACCCCUCGAGGCCUUCGGAGCUUUAAGACCAUCUUUGCAGAGCACCUUAGUGACGAGUGCCGUCGCCGUUUCUACAAGGACUGGCACAAGAGCAAGAAGAAAGCCUUCACCAAAGCCUGCAAGAGGUGGCGGGACGCCGACGGCAAGAAGCAGCUGCAGAAGGACUUUGCCGCCAUGAAGAAGUACUGCAAGGUCAUCCGUGUCAUUGUCCACACUCAGAUGAAGCUGCUGCCUUUCCGGCAGAAGAAGGCCCACAUCAUGGAGAUCCAGCUGAAUGGCGGCACAGUGGCUGAGAAGGUGGCCUGGGCUCAGGCCCGGCUAGAGAAGCAGAUCCCGGUGCACAGUGUGUUCAGCCAAAGUGAGGUCAUUGACGUCAUUGCUGUCACCAAGGGCCGUGGUGUCAAAGGGGUUACGAGCCGUUGGCAUACCAAGAAACUGCCGCGGAAGACCCACAAGGGGCUGCGCAAGGUGGCCUGCAUCGGCGCCUGGCACCCUGCCCGCGUGGGUUGCUCCAUCGCUCGGGCUGGGCAGAAAGGCUACCACCACCGCACAGAGCUCAACAAGAAGAUCUACCGUAUUGGCCGGGGGCUGCACAAGGAGGAUGGGAAGGUGGUUAGGAACAAUGCGUCCACCAGCUACGACGUGACGGACAAGUCCAUCACACCACUGGGAGGCUUCCCGCACUACGGGGAGGUCAACAACGACUUCGUCAUGCUGAAGGGUUGCAUUGCCGGCACCAAGAAGCGGGUCAUCACACUGAGGAAGUCCCUGCUGGUGCACCACAGCCGCCGAGCCCUGGAGAACAUCGAACUCAAGUUCAUCGACACAACCUCCAAGUUUGGCCACGGCCGCUUCCAGACCGCCCAAGAGAAGAGGGUCUUCAUGGGUCCCCAGAAGAAGCAUCUCGAGAAGGAAAAGCCGGAGACCUCGAGGGACCUGUAGGCGGCUUGCGACGGAGGGAGCCUGAAGGCAGCGCGGCGCCACC